AUGGCACCAGACAUGUGGCUCUUCUCUGCGAUUGUUGGAUUGCUCACAGCAGCCCUCUCAGGUCACCUGACUCCAGCCCCAUCUGAUCAGCCCAACACCAGCAGUGCCAAGAGCCAGACCUUGGAGCCAGGGCAGCAGCUCGGGGUCCGCCUGGUGAAUGGGAGCAGCCACUGCAGCGGGCUGGUGGAGGUCUGGUUCAGGCUGUCCUGGGAGCCUGCUUGCCGGGCGCUCUGGGACAGCCGCGCCUCUGAGGCCGUGUGUCGUGCGCUGGGCUGUGGCGGGGCCGCGGAAUCCACCCAGCCCACCUCGCCGUCCCUGGAGCUGCCACCCGGGCCAGGUGCGGGGAACGCCAGCGAGGCCUUGAAUGCCACUCGAGCCCUGGCGCCCGCCGUCCUGUGCAGAGGUGCCGAGUGGCGGCUCUGCUACGUGGAGGAGCGUGCAUGCGACAGUAAUGGGAGUCCGGCUGAGGUCACCUGCGCAGAAAACCGCGCGGUGCGGUUGACGGGCGGUAGCAGUCCAUGUGCGGGCCGCGUGGAGAUGCUAGAGCACCGCCAGUGGGGUUCAGUGUGCGACGACACGUGGGACCUGGAGGAUUCCCACGUGGUGUGCCGGCAGCUGAACUGCGGCUGGGCGGUUCAGGCUCUGCCCGGCUUGCACUUUGCCCCUGGCCGAGGACCCAUCCACCGGGACCAGGUGAACUGCUCCGGGGCCGAGGCCUACCUGUGGGACUGCCCGGGGCUGCCAGGAGACGGGUACUGCGGUCAUAAGGAGGACGCCGGCGUGGUGUGCUCAGAGCACCAGUCCUGGCGCCUGACUGGGGGCGCUGACUCCUGCGAGGGGCAGGUGGAGGUACAUUUCCGUGGGGUCUGGAGCACAGUGUGUAACAGUGAGUGGUACUCACAGGAGGCCCAGGUACUCUGCCGGGCCUUGGGCUGCGGGACCGUGGCCAGAAUACCCAAUGGGCUGCCCCACUCCCUGCCGGGCAGGAUGUACUACUCAUGCAGAGGAGAGGAACCCACCCUCUCGCACUGCUCCUGGCGGUUCAACAACUCCAACCUCUGCAGCCAGUCGAACGCAGCCAGAGUCCUCUGCUCAGGCUCCCGGAGUCUGCUCAAUCUGUCCACUCCUGAAGUCCCUGCAAGUAUUCAGCCGAUCACUGUGGAAUCUUCUGUGACCAUGACAAUGGAGGACUGGAAACCCCGGGAAUUAAUGCUCCUCAUCCUCUGCAUCACUCUGGGAAUUCUCUUCCUUGGCUUACUCAUCUCCAUGGCCUUCAUCUUCUUGAAAGUUAAAGGAAAAUAUGCCCUCCCUGUUAUGGUGAACAACCCACACCUACUCACCACCACCCCAGAAGGGAUCAAUAGCUAUCAAGAUGUCCCCAUCACCAUUUCCAAAGAAGAAGUUCCCAUGCUGCCCAUCCAGGCGCAGGCCCCACCCCCCAAGGACUCGGACUCCAGCUCGGACUCAGACUAUGAGCACUAUGACUUCAGCACCCAGCCUCCCGUGGCCCUGACCACCUUUUACAAUUCCCAGCGGCACCGCAUCACAGAUGAGGAGGUCCAGCAGAACCGGUUCCAGAUGCCCCUCCUGGAAGAAGGUGAGGAGGUCCAGCAGAACCAGUUCCAGAUGCUCCCCCCGGAGGAAGGACUUGAAGAGAUGAACGUGUCCCAGGUCCCACCCAUUGGUACUGGACACUACAUGGCAGACACCCCCUCCCUGGGCUCUCAACACCGCCCAAGGAGCAGCAGUGAAUCCAGCACAUCCUCUGGGGAGGAUUAUUGCAAUAGCCCCAGCAGCAGGCUACCUCCGUGGACCCCCCAGGUGUUUUCUGCAGAGAGGAUCCCCCACCUGGAGCAGCCCCCGAACCUGGAGCUGGCUGGCUCCCAAGCUACUUUUUCAGGGCCCUUGGCUGAUGACAGCUCCAGCACUUCAUCCGGGGAGUGGUACCAGAACUUCCAGCCACCGCCCCAGCCCCCCUCAACGGAGCAAUUUGAGUGUCCAGGACCUCCCACUCCCCGGCCUGAUUCCGUUGACGGCGAAGACUAUGAUGACAUCGGAGCAGCCUAGGCUAGACUCAGCAAGGCUCCAGGUGGCUCCCUCCUGCUGGACUCCUGCUCUACUCUACCUGCCCCUACUCUCCCACCCCGUCCUCCCGCAUAUUCCCCCAGGGGCCUGACAGGCCUCCUCUGGAGAGACGCAGGGAAAGCCCUCACCCUGCACCCACAGCUCCAUCUCCAUCCAUCAAACGGAAGCUGCUGGCACAGCCCUCCCUUGGCCCCAGACAGCCCUGAGGUGGAGGGUGCUGCCUCUGAGAAGUAGUGAGCUGUCUGUCUCAGGGAUGAACAAGCGGCCACCUUUCAGCAGACUGCAAGAAGGUUUGAACAUAAUGACUUCUGAGACCCCUUCUGAUCCUUGGGUGUCUGUGCUUUAGUUCCCUGAGUCUCAGGUCAGGGCCUGGUGGUACUGAGCGAGCAGAAAAUGGGCCCCAUCCCAGUGCCCCCCAUGUGCGGGCUGCUAGGCUGCUGUUGCUUUGAGAGGUGGAGUCUGGGGCUGAGGGUGGUACACCACUGACCCAGGUUGGCAGCCACCUGGGCACUUAGGAUCAGCCGGCUGACAGCAAGCAGGUCGACCCUACCCCUAGAGACCUGGAGCCAAUCAGGGCACCUCCCUGCUCUGCAGGGACCAUCCCUGGACACAAGGUCCUGCUUCUGAGCUUCCCGUGGCAUACAAAGACAGCCCUAGCCCAGCUCCCCCAACGACCCAGAGUUGGGCCCCAGUCCCUUGGGACAGAAGCACAGAGAGGAGCCCCUGUGUCUGCUAGCACCGUUGGGGGCUUUCCUGAGGAGCACAAGCACACGCAGCUGACUCACCCUGAGCACAGACAUGUGCAGGCAGCC
Messenger RNA from Nyctereutes procyonoides (raccoon dog), 2897 nucleotides. RefSeq names its product CD6 molecule (gene CD6). Gene Ontology annotation, cellular component: membrane. Lineage: Eukaryota; Metazoa; Chordata; Mammalia; Carnivora; Canidae. The transcript is spliced from 13 exons. The record is from RefSeq and is a predicted model, not a curated record. The coding region runs from base 1 to 2067 and encodes 688 amino acids.